Molecule: messenger RNA, 2084 nt
Organism: Leguminivora glycinivorella
Lineage: Eukaryota; Metazoa; Arthropoda; Insecta; Lepidoptera; Tortricidae
Product: lachesin-like
Exons: 10
Coding region: 84-1262 (392 amino acids)
Cellular component (GO): neuron projection
Source: RefSeq, a predicted model, not a curated record
ACGCGAUUCAAACUUUCGAAUUCCGAACACUUUAUUACUGGCCAGUGUUUCAAAUUUUUGGUUUGUGUUUUUUUUUGUGUAAAAUGCGCUUGGACGUAGUGAUGAAGUGGGAUAUACAGUUGGUAGUGCUGGGAGUUUCAGUGUUGUUUCGGUGCACGGAUUCCAUCGAUUUGCCAACGUUCGUCGGUCCAGGAUCCAACGUGACAGUAGCUGUAGGCAGAGAUGCAUCGCUCACGUGCAGAGUCGACAACUUACAGUCUUUUAAGGUGGCGUGGCUCCGCGUAGACACGCAAACCAUCCUCACCAUCGCCGGUCACGUGAUCACCAAGAACCACCGCAUCAGCGUCGGUCACGGCGAUGGCACCUGGACACUGGGGCUGAAGGACGUAGGACCCAGUGACGGCGGGAGAUACAUGUGUCAAGUCAAUACUGAGCCUAUGAUGAGUCAGACCCAUCGGCUGCAAGUUGUUGUACCACCAGAUAUCGACGAUGACGCCAGCAGCGGCGAGAUCCUGAUGAAGGAAGGUGAAGAAGCAGCGCUGAGAUGCGUGGCAUCGGGCACCCCGCCCCCCACCAUCGUUUGGAGGAGGGAGGACUCUAGGCACUUUAGGAUUAACAAUUCAACGUUAGUGUCUAAAUGGAACGGCGAGUGGUUGAACUUGACCGGCGCUGAGCGCGCGGCGUCCGGCGCUUACCUCUGCAUCGCCAGCAAUGGCGUCCCACCGUCUGUGAGCAAGAGGAUCAUUAUCAAGAUGAUGUUUGCCCCCUCAAUCUGGGCAGGACGAGUCGCCAUUCGCGCGCCGGUCGGCAGCGCUGUCACCCUCACAUGCACAGCCGAGGCGUUUCCAGUGCCACUAGUCUACUGGACGCUGAACGACCAGAAGCUGACUAACAGUUCAAAGCACAGGAUGACGGUGUCUUCCCGUGGUUUCCGGCACUCGCUAUCGCUCCUCGUCGCCGGCGUUUCACGCGCCGACGCGGGCGCGUACCGCUGCGGCGCCGAAAACGCCUACGGUCGUGCACAUGCUGAACUGCUGUUGCACACAUUAACAACGACAACGACGACAACGACAACAACAACAACGACAACCACAACAACAACUACAACUGCGCCACCACCCACCACCACUAUAUUAUAUGAUGUGGAGCAACAUUUGGAGCAGCUACAUCGAGGGGUCUUGGAAGAUCCAGCUCUGGGGGACCCUUACAUCGUGCUGAGCCAACACCAGAUGCAGAACCUUGACAUGGCAACAACGAUAUGACCGGAAGCCGGGCGCGGGUCCCCCUGGCAUGAGGGCUGGCCCCCGCUCGCCGGCAGCGCCCCACGCCCACUCUGGGCCCCCCUACUCCUUCUCUGGGGCCUCACGUUCGCCCUGCUAGCCGCGUGAUGGUGCGCACACAUAGACUUAAGGCCCAUUUAGACGGCGCGCAAACUCUUAGGUACCGUCACUGUCAGAUAUAUCGGAACCUGUGAAGGUAAAUUUAAUUGAAGAGCAGGGCUCUUGGUGCAAUGAUGAAGUUGUCUCCACGUUGGUCGAUCCAAAGCCAGCCUUUUAGUAUCCUAAUUAAAUACGAAAUAAGAGGGGUGUUUACAUGUUUGUGAGGGCCUUGGCAGCUACGAUAUAUCAUGGCGAUUGUAUAUUGCGGACUAUUGGAAUCACAGUUCAAGUGACUGAUCAAAAUAGUAUGUGUAUGAAGUUUCGUACCGUCUAAUUAAACCCUUAGUUAUAGUUACUGUUGUGUUUGUAAAUGAUUUAAAAUUUGAUGGUUAUGUUGAUAAUAUAAAAUAUAAAUAGUUUAACAUGUUAGGAGAGUGAUGUAAAUGAGACAUUUUGAAUGUAUAUCGAUUCCAUUAAGAGUAAGUCUAAGUCAGUAAUGUUAAUAUUCAUCUGUUUAUAUGUGAGACACGAACCAGCAUUGUUAUAAUAUUAUGUAAAUAAAAUCAUCUUUUGAACUGGAGUCGAUAAUAUUCUGCGGGCGUGUAACGACCAACAAAAUUUAUACGGUAAGGUGCAGUUAUAGUAAGAACUUCUUGUGGACAUUAAAAAAUGAAACGUACUUAAGGGUGCUUUCAAAAAAACGUC